This is a messenger RNA of Leptopilina heterotoma, 4841 nucleotides long. RefSeq lists its product as uncharacterized. Gene Ontology annotation, molecular function: inward rectifier potassium channel activity. Gene Ontology annotation, cellular component: plasma membrane. The record is from RefSeq and is a predicted model, not a curated record. Gene Ontology annotation, biological process: regulation of monoatomic ion transmembrane transport; potassium ion import across plasma membrane. NCBI's taxonomy places the organism in Eukaryota, Metazoa, Arthropoda, Insecta, Hymenoptera, Figitidae. The coding region runs from base 1012 to 3327 and encodes 771 amino acids. The transcript is spliced from 3 exons.
AGUAAAUUUUAAUUUAAUAACAAAUUUUUAAUUUUCUAAAACUUUUGAUGUCUUUAUGUUUGCCCAUCACGUUAUCAUUUUGAGUGACGAUUCUGAUAAGACUAUAGUGCCAAGAUCAUGAUAAUUUGCAGUGAUGAUAAAUAAUAAUCAUUGCACAAGGCUAUUUUUACAUGCAUCGUCCAUGUCCCAAUUAAUAAAAAAUAGAUGAGAGAAAAAACUAUCGUAUUCCAAAAGGAAGUCCCCAACUCUUUCUAAAAUUUUAAUUCAAAAUUCCAAGAUUCUAACAAAAAAAAAUUUCUUCCAACACAAAAAAAAUACAAAUAACUUAGAAACGAAAAAAGAACUUGACUAGAAAUAGAAACAUUUAUUUGUAUUUCGCAUUUUCGAAACAAGUAAAUAUUUUCCAAAUCAUUUUCAAAAAAAAAAAAAAAAAAAUACACGAUUAGUUUAAACAAAUGCAGGAAAUUAAGUUAAUUUUCGCGCCAAGCGGUGCUAUAUUUGACAUGAGUGACACGUUACCCUUUAUGAUUUACGCUCGGUAACAAAUACAUUGGAUGAUAACGCUUAUAAUUUAUCACCGUUGAGUGAAAACGGCGACGUCCUUACUAGAGGAAAGAGUCUGAGAUUGAUCACUGUGCUUGUCAUACGCUUUUGAGAUUAGUUCCGCGAUACACUUUUUUCCAAAAAAAAAAUUACUAUAAUAACAAAAAAAAAAGAAGAAACCAAAAAUCUUGAUUUACAACACAUUUUUAUAAAAUAUUUCCUGUUUUCAUUUUCCAAACAAAAUUCAAAACAGAACCUUAUAAUGUAUAAAAGAGAAUAUAAAAUUAUUUCAUAAAGCAUGAUGAUAUCAAUAAAAGAAAAAUGGAUAAAAUUUAAUUUUAUUGCUAGAAAAAAAAAAUAUAAUUAUAUGUUAAAUAUUUACAAGGAAUAAAUUAAUUUGAAUGUACAUAAAAUUUUUUCUAAAGAUUGGAAUGGCAAAAAAGUUAGUGCAAGAUUCAAGAACAAUGUAUGAUGAGAAGGAGACCAUCAAGCCGAUACAGGCCAGGACCGGUGCGCAAGCUUCGUAGAAGAGCAGUUCUAAAAAGCGGCGAGUGUAACGUUCUUCAAUCACGAAUUUCCAGACGAUCACUAAGAUUUCUACAGGACAUAUUCACAACACUCGUCGACACCCAGUGGCGUUGGACUCUAUUGUGCUUCACGCUAAGUUUCCUCCUAUCAUGGUUAGGUUUCGCACUAAUCUGGUGGCUAAUAGCCUUCACGCACGGGGAUUUCGAUCCACGACACUUGCCCGAUUUUCAAUCACAAAACAAUUGGACCCCUUGUGUGACGAAUAUUUUCAGUUUCACCAGUUGCUUCCUCUUCUCAAUCGAAACACAACACACAAUUGGCUACGGCGGCAGAUCAACAACAGAAGAAUGUCCCGAAGCAAUUUUCGUAAUGUGCAUACAGAGUAUAUCGGGAGUUAUGAUACAGGCCUUCAUGGUCGGUAUUGUCUUUGCAAAAAUGAGCAGACCAAAGCAAAGAACACAAACUCUCCUCUUCUCAAGGAAUGCCGUCAUUUGUCAACGAGAUGGUCUCCUGUGUCUUAUGUUUCGUGUCGGUGAUAUGAGGAAAUCGCAUAUUAUUGGAGCUACGAUUAGGGCUCAGGUGAUCAAAUCGAGAACCACCAAGGAGGGUGAGAUUCUACCUCAACAUCAACAGGAAUUGAAUGUUGGCACCGAUGGGGAAAAUGAAAACAUCUUCUUCAUAUGGCCAAUGACAAUUGUCCACAAGAUUGAUGCGGAAUCGCCAUUUUAUCAUUUGUCCGCUGAAGAUAUGCUGUCUGAGCGUUUCGAAGUGGUUGUCAUUCUAGAAGGGACUAUUGAGUCGACUGGUCAAACAACGCAAGCCAGGUCCAGUUAUUUACCGCAGGAAAUCCUCUGGGGUCAUAGAUUCGAGUCUCUUGUUAAUUACUCCAAGGAGAGACAAGGCUAUGAGGUCGACUACUCUUUAUUCAAUAAUACAACUCAGGUUGAUACACCUCUGUGUUCUGGAAGGGAGCUCUCAGAGUUUUAUAGAGUUCAAGAUGAACUUCGUCAUGGAACUGGUUACUUGGUCGAUGAAGAUAUUAUGGAUCCUUAUCACGACGUUAAUUCACACUGUAAUCACGUAAUGCAUCGUCAAUCAGCGAUUCCUGGUCAUCAUUUGAUGCAUUCCGACAGCAUACGAAGCGAAACAAGUCUAGAAGAUAGUGGAUUGGGUCGCAGUUUUUGUAGGGACAGUUGUGCCAAUACUAGUCACACAUCUCAUCACGGUCCAAAGGAAUCGAAUCACUUUAAAAUUGUCGAAAUAGAUCCCGAUGCCAUUCAUGUAAUUGGAGACACAGAACUUCAACAACUUCCAGAAUCUGUAAAUCGGGAAAUUUUGCGAAACAGCAGAGAAAUAGUUUAUGAAGAUGAUCACGAUCAUCAUCGAGAACACAAUCACAAGGAAAUUAAUCACAGAGAACACAAUCAAUCGGAUUUAAGAGAUACUUCACAAGAAGUUCUACUUAUUCCAAAACCAGUUUACGCCACAAAGAAGAAUCACAAAUAUCUACUUUUCGAUGAAGAAAGAAGAUCUCUAAACGGUUCGAAAAGAAACUUAAGUAAUCGAAAUCUACUACUAUCGGAAGAUGACAAAAGAUCUUUGAAUGGUUCUCGAAGAAAUUUGAACGGUUCGAAAAAAUAUCUCCUACUAGCACUUGAUAAGUCUGAAAGUAAUAGAAAUCUCUACGUGGGCAGUAGGGAAAAUUUGAUAGUCUCUCGAAGACACACAGGCAGUAAAGAAAUGUUGAACGGCAUCAAGAAGAACAUAGUAGGAAUCAAAGGAUCUGAAGAAACACCCGAACCAAGACAAAAAAGAAGAACAAACGAUAUGAUAAACGACGGAAAUUACGAAGUGGAGAAAUUAUUAAGAAAAGGUGCUCGAUCUGGACUACAGGAAAUUGUGGUACAUCGUUCGGAAAGAAAUUCUCCUUUUCAAGAAACUUUAAUACCUAAUUCCAGAUUAGAAUCAAAAUCCCGUGAAGAAGUAUCGUCUCGAGAUUCUGAUUUCUUGAAUGAAGGUCUAUUUCCACUAGAAAAUAAUAAAUCUGACAAAUUAUCGGGCAGCAGUGUUGUUAUAAGAAAUAGGAGAAGUUACGAGCAUGCUCAACUUCAGGAUGUUAAUAAUAAGAUAGAUAGACCUAAUAGUGGUAAUAGCUCAUCCGAUAGUGACAUUACGACUGGAACUGCUAGUUCCACAGGUCUUUCUGGAAUACAAAAUCCUCCUACAAGAAAGCCAGUCCCCUUUACCAGUGUCUGAUCUUCCUACAAUAGUAGAUAAGUAAUUUUGUACAGUCAAUGGUGUGCUUGACUUACUAGCAAAAACGAGAUACGACAAUUUUUAUAAACACAACAUCAAGUGCCAAUUAUGUCACUCUAUAGAUAUAAUCAAAUAUCACUAUCUACCAGAUGUUAGAUAGAGAACUCUGUGAUUUGUUAUAAUAAUUCUAAUAGCAACUCUAGAUUGUUUUUUUUAAAACAGUAACGAACGGUCAGAGAAUGUUUAUUACGGAAAAAUAAAAAGAAAUUAGUCAUAUGUGUAAAUUUAGAAAAAUAGGAAUUGUAGUUAUUAAAAAUUUUCGGUAGAAUGAAAGAGAAAACUUUUUUCGACUUCUAUUUUUCUUUCAAAUUUCUCAGUACAAUUCUCUCAAAUAAUGUAGAUUCAAAUGAUUUCACUUGUAACAUAAAGACUUGAAUCGAAGUUAUUAAAGAUUUUUCAUAAAUUCUUUAAAUUUUUAGAUUAUGAAUUCUCUUUCAAACUACAAUUACUCAAUUAACCGCUGGUCGGUCUUUUAAAUCUAGAAUUAAAAAAAACUGAAGCAAAUAUUUUUCAUCGACAGUGGUAAGGAUUUUCUCAAAAGUACCUUGUUAUCUAGAUUAAUAAUAAUACAAUAAUUGAUAUUGCAUUAAAUAUCAAUGUAUGAUUACAGUAUUAGAGUUUAUGAUAAGAAUAGUUCAGAGCAGUAUAAAGAUUUUCAUUCACUAGAAUUACAUUAAUAAUUUCAACAAAACAGCAAAGGAGAAAAUAUAUUAUUUUAAGUUUCCCAGUUUUUUAAAAACUUUUUCAAAAUUAAUAAACAGUGAAAUUUAACAAUUCAAAAUUAGAAAAAUAAAACAAUAACAGUUUCCGAAAGACUUAGACGUAAAAAAAGUAAAUACUGCUAUUUCUUAAAACUGCCCGGUGGCUAGGAAAAGAAUACUAUUUUUUCUAAAAUUUAUAACUAAGAGUGCCUUUCCUUAAAAAUAAAUUCUAAACAAAUAAUAAUCUAAUCAAGUGCCAAAUGUAUAAUAAAAAAAGAAAAUUUUCAGUAAUUAAAAAUUCUUUUCCUAAUGACGAAAGUAAACAAACGCACAGACAAUAAACAGUCUAUACAAAUCAAUUAUUUAAAUAUAUAAUGUAAAUUUUUAAUAUUAAAAAUUGAAUUAAUAUUUAUUGCUUCAGAUGUACCAUAUAUAUAUAGACUAUAAGAAAAUAAAAAUUACUGAGUAAUUUUAGUGUAAAAAAAUAAUAGAAACGCGUAUUCUUAUUUUACUUACGAAUAAAAAAUAGACAAUCGCAGGACGAAAACUUUAAAAAUUAUUUGCUUGUAAAUGAAAGGAACGCUUAAUAUUGUCAAUAUUAUACAAUUUGUAAAUAAUACUGUGAUUUUUAAACAUAAUUUAUGAGAAUGUUAUUUUUAAUGAACUGCAGUUGAAAAAGUACAAUAAUUUAUGUUUUUAUUAUUUCUCCCAACUAAUAUUUUAAAUUUUAUGUUUUAUUUAUUUUCAAAUAUA